Eucalyptus grandis is the source of this 2804-nucleotide messenger RNA. RefSeq names its product probable inactive receptor kinase At2g26730. Gene Ontology annotation, molecular function: protein kinase activity; protein binding; ATP binding. Gene Ontology annotation, biological process: protein phosphorylation. The transcript has 4 exons. NCBI's taxonomy places the organism in Eukaryota, Viridiplantae, Streptophyta, Magnoliopsida, Myrtales, Myrtaceae. The coding region runs from base 685 to 2625 and encodes 646 amino acids. The record is from RefSeq and is a predicted model, not a curated record.
CAUAUCCAAUUCCCGAUUCCAUUGGAAAUAGAUUCCUUAUACAGGAAGGAUAGAGUAAGCCAGGUCAACCCCCAAGGAUUGACUCCACCAGCAUUCACAUGCUAAAGCAGCAACGGAACCACACAAAUCGAAACGGGUGUAAACUGUGGAAAAAAACUCACGACGAUGCCAAGAAAAACCGAGAUGGGAGCGCAUUAAAUUCGCGCAACCGCGGCCGUGGGGGGAGAUGGAGGGCCAUUUAUGAUGCUGCAGGGACCCGCCGAUUCUCACGGUGGCCACAUCCGCAUCUUCUCAUCUCCGCCGCCUCCGCCGGAGGAGAGCUCGAACGGACGCCGACAAAUUCGAUUCCGCGUAUGAUAUUUCGUCCACGGGGAAAACAGCGACCCUCUUUGACCGCUCAAUUCAAAGAGGCAGUAAGAGUCGCUGUAGAGAGAGAAAGACAGAGAGAGAGCAGAGAGCAGAGACGUUUCCUGUACCGUGCCACUGAAGUCUCCUCAUCUGCACCGUUACCUCCUCCUAUCUUCUCUUACAAGACCCUCCUCUCUCUCUCUCCAGAAGCUCCUGCCAUGGCUGGUUGCCCGGGGACGCCGUUGGGAAACGUUUCAUGAGGCGAACGACCGAGACGGCAGCAGAAACGCGAAGACGAGACAACCCGUUUCAUCGUGUCGUGUCUCUUCCACGCCAAUGGCAAUUCCCAUGUUGCUGUUCUCCAUGUCCCUCCUGAUCCUGAGCCGGCUCGCCGCCUCGGAGCCGACGCAGGACCGGCAGGCCCUCCUCGCCUUCCUCGGCCAGACCCCGCACGGGCGCCGCGUGCGGUGGAACGACUCUGCCUCCGCCUGCGACUGGGUUGGGAUCAAAUGCGACCCGGCACGGAGCUUCGUGUAUUCCUUGCGUUUGCCCGGAGUGAGGCUCGUCGGCGAGAUCCCGCCGGGCACCAUCGGCCGGCUGAGCCAGCUCCGGGUCCUGAGCCUCCGCUUCAACGGGCUCUCAGGUCGGAUCCCCUCCGACUUCUCGAACCUGACGUCGCUCCGCAGCCUCUACCUCCAGGGCAACAAAUUCACCGGCGAGUUCCCGCUGGAGUUGACCCGACUGACCCGGUUGGCUCGGCUGGACAUGUCGUCGAACCGCUUCUCCGGCCAAAUUCCACCCGCCAUUAACAACCUGGCAAAUUUGAUGCGCCUGUUUCUGGAAAACAACAACUUCUCCGGCGAGCUGCCGAGCAUCAGCGCCAUAGGCUUGCAUCACUUCAAUGCGUCGAACAACCGCCUCAGUGGCUCGAUCCCUGCGAGCCUGUCCAAGUUCCCCGCAUCCGCAUUCGCCGGGAACCUCGCCCUCUGUGGCGCGCCGCUUGAGCCCUGCACGCCGUUUUCCCCCUUGCCCAGGAAGAAGAGCAACAGACUCUCCAGAACAGCAGUCAUCGCCAUUGCGGUUGGAUGCUCCCUGUUCUUGCUCCUCAUCCUACUGCUGCUCCUCCUCUUGCUCUGCCGCAGAAGAUCGCGGAGGCAGCCGGCGAAGCCUCCUAAGCGGCCAGCAGCAGCUGCGGUGGGACACAGUCCCGCGGCGGCAGAGGUGUGGACGUCCUCGUCGAAGGAGGACUUCACUAGCGGGUCCGCAGAAGCUACGGAGAGGAACAAGCUAGUGUUCAUGGGAGGCCUGGGAGGUGCCGAGUUCGACCUGGAGGACCUGCUGAGGGCGUCGGCGGAGGUGCUGGGGAAGGGGAACGGCGGGACGUCGUACCGGGCGGUGCUGGAGGAAGGGACGGAGGUGGCGGUGAAGCGGCUGAGGGAGGUGGCGGCAGGGCAGAGGGAGUUCCAGGAGCAGAUGGAGGCGGUGGGGAAGGUGAGGCACGACAACGUGGUGGGGCUGAAAGCGUACUACUACUCCAAGGACGAGAAGUUGCUGGUCUACGACUACUUGCCUCGUGGAAGCUUGGCUACCCUCCUUCACGGUAGCAGAGGCUCAGGCCGUACGCCGCUCGACUGGGACAACCGGCUGAGGAUCGCCAUCCACGCAGGACGGGGCCUCGCCCACCUCCAUGCAUCGGCCAAGUUGGUCCAUGGCAACAUCAAGUCCUCCAAUGUCCUGCUCCGACCCGAUGGCACCGCAGUCGUCUCAGAAUUCGGGCUCAACCGGCUCUCGGGCCCAAAAUCCGCGUCAUCCACCCGGGUCAUAGGCUAUCGGGCCCCGGAAGUCGCUGAGACGCGCAAGGCGACGUUCAAGUCUGACGUAUACAGCUUCGGCAUGUUGCUCCUAGAGCUUCUCACGGGAAAAGCACCCGAUCAGGCGUCGCUUGGCGAGGAAGGUAUCAAUCUGCCACGGUGGGUCCAGUCUGUGGUCAGCGAGGAAUGGACGGCCGAGGUUUUCGACACGGAGUUGAUCACAGGUGGUGAUCAGGAGGAGGAGAUGGUGCGGGUGCUGCAAAUCGCGAUGGCCUGCGUUGCCAUCGUACCGGAUGAGAGGCCUCGAAUGUCGGAGGUGGUGCGGAUGCUGGAGGAGAUGAGGGCUAGGAGUGAAGCCGAGGAAGGGACCAGACCGGCGUCGUCCGAUGAUCCAUCGAAAGGAUCCAACGGUCAGCCUCCACCACCUAUAGAGAUGAAAACCCCGCCUGAAGGAUCUACAUCUUGAGCCUCACAUCGCUUGCAAUUUAAAAUGAAUUUUGUAGUGUUUUGAGAGAAGGCAUUUUUAUCCAUUCAAUUCCACCAUCAAUAAAAAGUUCCAUAGGCUUGAUAUGAAAGAAAAUAAGGAAUUUUGUAUCGCUUAGCAUGCCAUGAUUGAUUUGGAUAAACGAGAAAUUUUUGCUUUGA